AUUCGGACCCUAAAUCCUGAAUCUCUCCUCGACACUCUCAGCACGCCUUCUUCUCUUUCUCUGUCCUUCAUGAUACCCAGUGCGCAACCGUAACGAAACCAUGACCAACCACCAGAACCCCUCCGACGGCCCACAGGCGCGUCGCGAGGACGCCCCGCCCCCACAACAGCCUCCUCCUUAUUCAGAGGGGGCAGCAGUAGAGCUUCCCGGAGACAUUCCAGAAAGCUCGCCGCAGCUGGAUGGAGAGCAGAGGAGCAAUGACUCGCAGGAGGCGCCGAGGACGAAGCCUGAGGGGUCUGCCUACGCGAGCGCCUACCGCCCGCAAGACGCUCAAGAUAAUCCUUCGCCAGUAACGAGCACCCAUGAGCACUAUGGCUUCAAUUCCGGUCAAAUUGACGAUUCGGCCCCCACAGAGCAUCCCCCUCCUGCGUAUACAGAGCUUCCCGGCCAGAUAUCCGACGAGAGUAAUCACUUGGGUACAAAUGCCGUGGUUGCGGACGACGGCCGUGUCAACAUCCGCAUCAACCAGAAGAAUCGAACGCUCUCACAACUCUUCGUCCCCCAGCUGCAGCGGCAGCUCACCCAGGUCCAACGAGAGCCCGCCCCACCGCCUCCAUACGUUCCAGAGUUUCUCGGCGGUGCUCCCGGCCAAGAACCGCCUCCAUCGCUAAAUGUCGUCAUACACGUCGUGGGAUCCAGAGGUGAUGUCCAGCCGUUUGUCGCGCUGGGCAAGGUGCUGAAGGAGACGUACCGUCACCGAAUCCGAUUGGCAACGCACCCUGUAUUCAAGGACUUCGUCACAGAGAAUGGAUUGGAGUUCUUCAGCAUUGGCGGUGACCCGGCCGAGCUCAUGGCAUACAUGGUCAAGAAUCCCGGACUGAUGCCUGGUUUCGACACUCUACGCAGCGGCGACGUAGGCAAGAGGCGUAAAGGAAUUGCAGAGAUUCUACGCGGCACCUGGAGAGCGUGCAUUGAGACCGGUGAUGGCCUGGGCAUUGACCCCUUGAAGCAAUCCGUAGAGGAGUGGAUGGGGGUCGAGGAACAACUCCCGGAGCAGCUGAAGAAGCCCUUCGUUGCAGACGUCAUUAUCGCAAAUCCUCCGAGCUUCGGCCAUAUACACUGUGCUGAGAAACUUGGUAUCCCUCUCCACAUGAUGUUCACGAUGCCGUGGUCACCGACGCAGCAAUUUCCCCACCCAUUGACCAACAUUCAAUCUUCAAACGCAGAUCCGAGCAUCACCAACUACAUGUCAUACACCCUUGUGGAUAUGUUGACAUGGCAGGGGCUGGGUGAUGUUAUCAACAAAUUCCGUAAAGACAGCCUUGGCUUGGAUCCAGUCAGCAUGCUCUGGGGGCCCGGUAUGCUAGCGAGGCUGAAAAUUCCGUGGACGUACUGCUGGUCACCAUCCUUAAUCCCUAAGCCUAAGGAUUGGGCCAACAGCAUCUCCAUCUCCGGUUUCUUCUUCCUCUCGCUUGCGCAAAACUAUACUCCAGCCCCGGAUCUUGCCGAGUUUCUGGCAGCUGGGGAACCGCCGGUCUAUAUUGGCUUUGGCUCUAUCGUCGUGGAUGAUCCUAAUGCGAUGACGAAAAUGAUCUUCGAGGCAGUGAAGAUGACUGGGCGGCGAGCGCUGGUCUCAAAAGGCUGGGGCGGUCUUGGAGCGGAUGAGCUUGGGAUGCCUGAAGGCGUUUUCAUGCUUGGCAAUUGUCCUCACGAUUGGCUUUUCAAGCACGUUGCCGCUGUCGUGCAUCACGGUGGUGCAGGGACGACUGCGGCUGGUAUUGCCGCGGGCAGACCCACUGUCGUCGUACCAUUCUUCGGCGACCAACCAUUCUGGGGAGCAAUGACCGCACGUGCGGGAGCUGGUCCCGACCCAAUCCCAUACAAGGACUUGACGGCAGAAAAACUGGCUGAUGCCAUCAAAGAAGCCCUGAAGCCAGAAUCCCUUGAGAGGGCGAAGGAGCUAGCCGACAAGAUCAGCCACGAGCAAGGCAGUCAGAAUGGCGCUCAGUCUUUUCAUCAGAUGCUCAAGUACGACGAUCUCCGAUGCGUCGCCGCACCUAACCAUCCUGCUGUUUGGAGAGUGAAGAGGACGCAGGUCAGACUGAGUGCCAUGGCUGCCACAGUCCUUGCCCAAGAAGGCGAGCUCAACUUUUCCGAGCUCAAAAUAUUCCGCCCACGCGAAUAUGAAACAGAUGAAGGCCCCUGGGAUCCCCUCUCCGGCGCAGCAUCGGCUCUAGUUGGCACAGCAACACAAAUGAUGAUGGGGGUUGCCGAUUUCCCCAUUGAGACCCUCAAACUGCUCAACAUCCACCCGGAUACCAGGAAAGGGAAGGACAAGGCCAAGCAAUCCGAGAGUGGCUCCGUCUCGGAUACCUCCCGCACAGGCCGUACAACGGAUUCCAGGACAACAACACAUACACAAGCAUCUGCCGCUAGCAGCGCAACGACCCUCCCCGGCGUCCAGACACCCAACAGUCCUGAAGAUCGCAAUCGAAGUACCUCAGAUCUUCCGUCUGUGGCUACUCCUAGCAGUCCAGAGACUCCAACACGGAGAUCAACCUUCAUGGCCCAAGCCAUGGCAGCUUCCAGCGAGGUUUCGCGAUCUCCAUCGAGAGACCGCCGCAACCGCCCCCACUGCCCUUCUGAGCAUCUCAGUGCCGGCAGGCCUCAACAUGGACGUGCAAAUUCUAUCUCAGCUGCCGAGCUCCGCUCGAACACGGGCUCAACAUCAACAUUCUCGGAAAAGCUAACUGAUAUGAACCCUGAAUCUAUCGUCGGUACCAGCAAAGGCAUUGGCAGAAUCAUUGGAGCCGGAUUUAAAUCGCCCAUGGACUUUUCGCUAAAUGUCGCCAAAGGCUUCCAUAACGUCCCAAAGCUCUACGGAGCGGAGACGAGACAGGUCGACAAAGUCACUGACCUCCAGAGUGGAUUGAAAACGGCUGCUAAGGAAUUUGGUUUUGGCCUCUACGACGGCAUAGCCGGUAUCGUCACGGACCCCUAUAAGGGCGCCAAGAAAGAGGGUGGGGUGGGUUUCGUCAAAGGUGUCGGUCGAGGCAUAUUCAGCGUGCCGUUCCGCGUCAUGGGAGGAGCAUUCUCAGUCCCUGCGUACGCGAUGAAGGGCCUGUAUCAGGAAAUGCUUAAAGAUAAGGGCGCCACUGUGCAAAACUACAUCAUUGCCGCACGCAUCUCGCAGGGUUACGACGAAGCCUCAACCGUUUCGGCGCAGGAACGAGCGGACAUCAUCAGCAGGUGGAAGUGCAUCCGCCUCAACGUCAAGAAGAAGAAGAACCCAGGAGAGGAGAAGAUCGAAGCAUUGCACACCCUUAUGCAGGAGAGGAGGAAGAAGAAAAGCGAACGCUGGGCCAAGGUCAACUCGCACUUCAAGCGACCUUCGGCGACUCCUUCGUUUCCCGCCUCUUUGGACAAUAUCAGCUCCUCAAGUCUUCCCGAGGUCGUAGACCAUGCCGACGCACGGGAUAUGACCGGUGCGGACACAGCUGCCGGAGCGGCUCCAGAGCGGCCAACUCCUUUCCAGCCUGCGAGCACGUUCCCCCAAGCUUUAUCUUCACAUCCUCCAGCCCCUGAAGAAGCACAAGCACAAGCCGCUGCUGAAGAAGAAGCUGAGCGCCGCGAACUCGAAGCCGCAAUCGCAGCUUCGGUAGCAGAAACCUCGCGCGGCAACCCGGAGGAAGAUGAGCUUGUAACGCGGGCGAUCCGCGCUUCCAUGGCUGAACUGGAGAGGGAGCCUCAGGGAGUGGAGGAUGAGGAACAGGCGCUGCACCGAGCAAUGACUGCUAGCCUCGAAGAAGCGCAGCGUAGUGGCGUGUCCGAAGAAGAACAAAAGGUUCUCGAAGAGACGCUCCGCCAGUCCCUCCUAGAGACUUCUCACCGCAUUCAACGAAAACGCAACUCCGAUUCCGAGUGGGAUGAAAGCGAUACGGAAGACGAUGAAGACUAUCAGCGCAUCAUUGCCGAGUCAAAAGAGAUGGCACACAUGGAGCAAGGCUUCCCAGUCGACUACUACCAGGCCACAGGCGGUGCGCGCCCGCGAGAAGACGGCGAUAUCGACGCGAACGCCGAAGAAGAAGCCAUGAAGAAAGCAAUCGAGGAAAGCGAGAAAGCAAUGGCGAACGGUUCAGUUGACCCGCUUGCAGAAGAAGAGGCCCUUAGAAAGGCUAUCGAGGAGAGCGAGAAGGCGGAGCAGGAGAGGAUGCAAGAGUUGGAGAGGCAGAAGACGGAGGAGGAUAUCGUACUGGAGUACGUCAAGAAGCAGUCUCUUGCAGAAGCGGAGCAUCAACGCAGAAUGCGGGAAGGACGGGAUACUGUCGGUGAGAGCUCGAGCUCGGGAGGAGCUGGGAGGACAUGAUAUUGCUAAGCCUAGAUCGAGAAGAGUGGACGGGUCAGCUCAGUUUGGUUGCAUGGAGUCACGCAAUGAUACCCAGGGACGAGCACAUAUAGAUCUUUUGUUCCUAUCAUAUCCCAUACCAC
This is a messenger RNA of Trematosphaeria pertusa, 4488 nucleotides long. Its product is annotated as glycosyltransferase family 1 protein. Lineage: Eukaryota; Fungi; Ascomycota; Dothideomycetes; Pleosporales; Trematosphaeriaceae. Gene Ontology annotation, biological process: carbohydrate metabolic process. Gene Ontology annotation, molecular function: hexosyltransferase activity; UDP-glycosyltransferase activity. The record is from RefSeq and is a predicted model, not a curated record. Bases 101 to 4366 code for a protein of 1421 amino acids. The transcript has 6 exons.